AUGGACGAGCCCACGCCCGAUCACUACAAGGCCCUCGGCGUCGACAAGACUGCCGACGCCUCGACCAUCAAGGCCACUUACCGCAAACUCGUCCUCAAGUGCCAUCCCGACAAGGUCACAGAUCCUGCCCUGAAGGAGCAGAAGCAGGAGGAGUUCCACCAGAUCCAGCAGGCCUACGAGUGCCUCAUCGACGACGAGAAGAGAGGCAAGUACGACGCACUCGUCACGCUCGAGAAGCUGCGCAAGGAGAGGGCGACAGCAAGAGCAUCUGCGCCACGCGACAGGACUGCACGCUUCGAUGUCCCCACAUCAGGCGGUGCGUCCUUCGCCGCCAACGGACCUACGCGCUACACCACCGAACACCGAGUACCAACCGCAUCACGCGAAGACGACGACCGCUAUUAUGCACGCUACCACAGCACCCCGUCCAAGACCACUGCAGCUCCGAGAUCCACUCGCGAGAAGGAGUCAUCCAAAAGCUCUCGACACGCCAAGGAAGAUAGAUCGCGGUCAGAUCGCGAGAAAACGCGUGCUAAGGAAGCCCGAAGCGACCGCAAGUUCACCUCUGUCGAUAGUGAGUCAUCGUCGGAUGAGAAGGCGCGCUACGAGGCAGCCUACAAGAGCCGCACUGAGGAGGAGGCUCGGCGCAGGGCAGAAGAACGCCGAACCUAUGAAGACAACCGAUACGCCGGCGCCACUCCAGCUGUCCCUACCCAGCGCAAGAUGAGCGUCCAGGAACAGGAGGCGCUUCGCUACCAACACAAGUCACGCGCACAGGUCGAAGAGGAGAUGUCUUCUCGUCCCUCGCCAGUCAGGACGUCUUCGCGUGACUACUACAACCCUGAACCCCGCCUUCAACGACGCGAUAGUGCUCGACCUGAGCCUGUCCGCAGGUCAUCUGCCCGGCCAAGCAAGGAGAGACCGAGCCUAUCACGUCGCGAUACCGAUCGCACUGAUCGUGGCCUCCCAGAGGUUGUCGAGUGGGCCGAUGACAGAUACGAGGAAAGACGAGUACCCAGCUUCAAGCAAACGACAUCGUCCCCUGCUGAGCUCGCACGUGGAAUGCCUCAGCGCUCAUACACCGACAGGUCAACGCGACAUGCCGAGAACACGCCACCGUCGCUAAGCCGAUCAUCUACAAUGCCUAAUGUUCCCCACGUCUCCUCGUCCUCGCGCAGAAAGGAAGCCGCCGUUCCCCGCGGACCCUCUAGUCUUCGCGAGACUAUGACGCCUGAACAAUACAGCAGCCCCGAGAAAUACACCAGUCCGGACAAGUACGCGAGUCCUGAGAGGGAUGCUUUCCCCACCGUCCCACCCUCGUCAACCGUCAAGACAUACUACUACCCUGUCGCUGGAGGCGGCGUAUCCGCAGAAGCACCAUCUCCUACUCCUCGACACGUUGUUCGUGAGCCCACAGGACGCCAACACCGCUCGAAAUCGCCGCUUGGCAAGCCCCCGAUUGGUCAAAAUCGUCCAGCAGAACCCGUCGCAUACAAAACCGUCCAGCGGCCGUCGAUGCCAGGCCGCACCGAAUCUAGUCGCACUGAUACCAGUCGCAACAUCUCGCCAGUCCGUGAAGACCGCGGACGCUCAGGACGGCCCAAACUCUACGGCGAAGUCAGCGGCGAAUCCCGACACAGGGUGCGCCAGACCAGCAUCGAUCCCAACGAAGUGCAGUAUGCCCGCAGAUAUGGUCCUGAGGAUGUUAGGUGGGCACCAAGAUCUGGCGAACCUGAUAGGGGCUAUGCCAGCAAACCUACGCUUGGUAGAACUGCUACAUAUGUUUACUAA
This is a messenger RNA of Alternaria atra, 1791 nucleotides long. RefSeq lists its product as uncharacterized. The record is from RefSeq and is a predicted model, not a curated record. The transcript has a single exon. Bases 1 to 1791 code for a protein of 596 amino acids. NCBI's taxonomy places the organism in Eukaryota, Fungi, Ascomycota, Dothideomycetes, Pleosporales, Pleosporaceae.